AUGCCUGGAAACCUAAAUCUCAAAAAAUCAUGGCACCCCGGGCUCAUGAAGAACCAGAAGAAGCUCUGGGAACAAGAACAAGAAGCUCUACAAGAACAUCAAAAGAUCAAAGAACGGGAAAAGGAACUUAGUGCAGAACGAGAAAAACAAGCGCUCUUGAAGCUCCAAUAUGGAGAUGAUAUACCCACGGAAAAGAAGCGGGAACUCAGCAAUUUGAACUGGAUGUACGAGGAUGCACCCAAAGAGACCACGGUAGAUGGGUUUCGUGAAGUAAAUGAAGAAUUUACGGAUGGAAAGAAACAGGUUGAAGACAUGUUAAGUGGAAAGCAAGCUAUAGAGACAAAAGUGGUCAGCAGAAUGGAGCGGAUUGUGGGUGGAACGGGUCUGAAUAAGAGCGUUAGACUUGCGGAUGACCCGUUGUUAAAGAUAAAAGACCAGGAAAUCAAACGACUAAAACAAGACAGACAUGGUUCGAGAUCGCACCAUGAUCACAAACGUCACCGGCUGCAUAGGAGAGAUAAGGUUGAUAAACCGGGUCGGAAAGAGAGGAAUGAACGACCAGAAGUGGCUCAAAGACUUCUGAAACCACUGGUGAAUUAUUGA
Meyerozyma guilliermondii ATCC 6260 is the source of this 603-nucleotide messenger RNA. Its product is annotated as U2-type spliceosomal complex subunit. Bases 1 to 603 code for a protein of 200 amino acids. Gene Ontology annotation, biological process: mRNA splicing, via spliceosome. NCBI's taxonomy places the organism in Eukaryota, Fungi, Ascomycota, Pichiomycetes, Serinales, Debaryomycetaceae. The record is from RefSeq and is a predicted model, not a curated record. Gene Ontology annotation, cellular component: U2-type spliceosomal complex. The transcript has a single exon.